CUGUGUUCUUCGGAACCAGAGAGGUUUAUCCUCAAUCUAUCUAUCCAAUCCCGUUAUGUACAUCUAGGUACAUAACAAUCGGUAUCAGAUUCGUUCGAUCCAUGGUGAAUUUUUUGUAUCUAGCUACGGAGAGAGCUGAAGCUUAUCUGCAUUACCUUGGUCUAAAGAGAAGGUAUAGUGAGCUACUUAACGAUGUAUAUUCACCAAGUCGAAAUUAUCAUCUUUCGCAACUAGAGUCUCAAAUCUUCCUCACCAAGCUUAGGUGGGAAUCAAUUCAUAUACCACCAUCAGUGAUGAAGCAGUUAGCGUCAAUCCAUGGGGGUUAAAGAAUCUCAACAGAAUCAAGCAGAAAUUCACUCUGAAGAACCAAUAGAGGAGGAAGCUAUGGUUCCAGAAGCAACAAAAAUUGAAGAGUUGUUUGUGGAUGACGCAUCGAUUGUUGAUUCUUUCAAUUCCCUUGAUGAAUUAAUUCCUCAAUUUUUCUUUUUUGAAGAAGAAGAUGAUAAUUCUCUCUAUUUCGAAUUGCUCAUUCCUUCGUUUUUGUUCGAUGAAGAGGAAAAUUCGUUUGACAAGGUGAGAUUUCAAUCUAAAGGAGUUAUCAGUUCUGUGGUUAAUUCUGAGCCACUUGAAUGCUCGUAGGAAUUGGUCUUUCGUCACAAUAACCUAUAUGGUAAGAGUCGUUUUUCUCUUCUCUUUGAUGCUUCUCGCAGCAUAUUUGAUCGAGGUAAACGUAUCCCUGAUUCUUUCAAUUCAAAUGAGAAAUUGAUUGUUCCACGGAUUUCAAGUUUGGGGUAACAAUUAUAUUUCUCGGAUAUCCUUUUGAUUGUGCGUUUGUGUAUUACUGAUGCUACAUUUCAAGUUGAGAGUAAACUGUUUGAUAAAAUGUCCGAGUUUGUGCAUUUGAAUGAUGUUAGUGUAGAAUUUUUCUGGCAGCUCAAAAUGGAUAAAGUAUUUGAUCGUGGAAAAGAAUAUCAUCUUAUUCCAGGGUUAUCAUCUUUUAUUAAUUCUUCUAGGGACAAUUUUGAUACAAAUACUUCUUGUGUGAUUGUUGGUACUGGGUUCACAUUCAUGGCUGCUUAUUAUGACAACUUCAAUUCUAAGCUAAUGGCGGAGCUUGGGUACUGUUUCAUUCUGCUAUAUGAGUGUUCAAAUGUGUUUUUGUUUGUUAAAGAGGGGGAUAGUCAUGAUAUUAACCAGCUGUUUGAACAAAGGCCUUAACAACGCCAUACUCCCUGGACAUUUAUGCUUCUUCAGGUGCCAAGACAACGUGAAUCAGGUACAUUCUUUUGUGCUUCAGUUAUAUUGGUAUGGAUUCCAACUGGUGAUUAUAGUGUUACUAGUAGGCCAGUUACCAACUUGUCAUCGUGAAAUACAUGGUUUGCUCAUGUGCUCGGUAGGAAGGGGGAAGAAAUUUUUUUAUUACAGUUGUCAUGUGACUUACUCGAGAUGCUUGCAGUUGAUCUUCUGUGAUCCAUGUGUGUUGUCAAGUGUGAGGGAACUCGCUUACCAGUCUUGCAUUCAACUAGUGCUUGUCCGUGGUCUGUUCAAGUACUUGACAUUAAAGGAGCAGCAAAAAAUUUCUUACAGUUCAAGUGUGAGUUGCUUGAGGUAUGCACUAUGUGUUUGAUAUUAUUGGAUGCGAACACUAAAAUUUCUGUUCAUGACCUACUCCUCGAUUAUGGAUAUGGAUUCAAAUUGUGGCAUCGGAACUCCAGGGUAAUGGCGAAUUAUAGUGGAAAAUUUAUUUAUGCUUUUGUUUUCAAAUUUGGAUACUCAUUAAGGUUGUUAUGUGCGAGAUCAACUACAAUUCUGUUCGUGCAAGGGGCUGAGACUGGUGUUGUUUGCAAGUUACGGAACACAAGGUUGCAGCAUGGUACAGUUCUGUGGUCCAGGUUGAUACUUCAAGUGACAUGUACCAAUGCAGCUGGUACUAUGAUGGAGUUAUUUGAUCAACUACAUCAUAGUCGAUGGAGUUUCUAUAAUCUUCUAAUCUUACAGCUUGGAAAUGGUUCACGAAAUUCACUAAACUUCUGUGUGGUGGCAAGCCAAUAUGCUGGUGAAUCACAGAUUCUCUCAAAGAGGCUUCACUAUAAGCUUAUGUUUCUUUCUCUUCGUGCUAGCCACAUGUGUGAUGUGCCCCAGAUUCUUUUGCAAGAGCUUCUAAAUUUUUCAGUGCUCCUAUUUUUAGUUCACACAAUUGUUAGAACUCGCUUAUCUCUUUCACAAAUUGAUCCUUUUCGGCACUCCAAAUUACUUACUUCUGAAGUAUUUUCGUGGUUUAUAAUCCAAGAGAGAGUUAUACUGACAACAACACACUUCAAUUGGAAUUCUCUGCACAAUGAGCUUAGCAUUUUGGGAAGAGGGUUAUCUAUACAUUAUCGAUUACCUUCACCUCAUGUCUAUAUUAGCUGUCUGCUGCCAGUGGGUAUGAUAUUGGGAACUCAGAUCUUAGUGGUAGUAUUUCUGAUUCUUAAAAUGUUUUUGUGGGUAGGAUACUUGAAGUGGAAGUUCAGAUUUCCACCUGGUUUGUCGAGUAUGAGAAAUGUUAGAUGGGUUGCUAACAAUCUUAUCUCAGUGGUGUGUACAAUGCUUCAAUGGGAUACUACUCUCUGGAAUUCAGUGGUAAUUCAGGUCCUAAAAUAUUAUCAUGCUGAGAAGGCAAAGGAAUGGGCUAGUAGAAGACAUGAAAACUGUGUGUGGAGUUCUCUUAUAGUGGGAACCUAUAUCAAGACUGUUGGAGCCAAGGGGCGGAUCUCUCCUGCAGUUCAGGAUGGCGACAUAUUUGGUGUGGAAUUCAGUUCCGGUGGGGGUUGUGGUACCAACAUAGAUAGAAAUUUGCAGUACCUAGUGAUGCUAAACCGAACCAUGUGAUGGCUGGGAUUUCUACUCAGGUUAGAAUUUUACAUGGGUUUACACCAAGGAAAAUUUUCACUGAAGUUUAUGCUGUCACUGUUGUCAUAAUGUUCACAUAUGAGGCAAGGGUCUAUACAACAGCUUCUGAACAACUAGAAUGGCUUGCAUCCAAGUGUUGUGUUCCUUGCCAGUUCUUGAAGCUUCGUCAUUCCAGUGAAUAUCAAGUCAUGACUGAUGUUACCCGAGUAAACUUAAAGGCCUUUCAUCUCCAGUAGAACUUCAAGUGCAAAGACGUAGGUGUACUAUUUCAGAGCCGCAAUCCAGCAUACGCAAUCCCAGCAUGCGCAAUUUCAGGAAGUAAUACCAGCAUACGUAGUGCCACACUCCAUGGUGAUCAAUGCCACAUAUCCAAACCAUUGUUGUGCAACAACUACUCUUAUUUGUAUGGCAAUUCAUUUUUACCUUGGAGAGAGUCGCCUCAAGACAACCAAAUAGUUCCUAGUACUACAUUCAAGAUAACAGAGGAGGCCGCAAUUUUCAUACUAUUAACAGGGAACUUUUUCAGGCCUCAACUUUUAGUGGCGGGAAGGCUCUGCGAAGCUGACAUCUCAGUUAUAUAUAACCACAAGUUGCAGAAGCUACAAGAAAUAGAAGAAUUACUCAUUCAGUGGCAGGAGGUGCUGCUAAAAGUUGCAGAAGUUGUACAUCUUGUUCAUACAUGAGGUGCAAACCCCAGUUGCGGUUCGUGACCAGUUAGAGGUAGGAUAGUUGUUCGGUGAGCAUGGAGAUGAAGUACUUACAAGUCUUGCCUGGGGAUAUACUCAGCAGUGGGUUAGUGUCAUGUACCCGGCAUGGCAAGGGAGUGCUGCUCAUUAGAAUGCUCAUGCAAUCCUUCAUCCUUGAGGACAAGGAUGCUUUCAAGGGGAGUGGAAUGUCAUGUACCGGGCACGGUAAGGGAGUGCCCAUAUCCUAUAUGUGUAUGUCAUUAGUAAUGAUAGUGUUAUUUAGUAUAGUUAGGAGUGGUAAUUAGUAGUAAGUUUUGGUCGGUUGAGAUGUAACCACCUCGUGAGUUAGUAGUCGUUGGAUGAUGAGGGAAGAAAUGCCUAUCUUUAUAAGACAGUCUGUAAUGAAAAAUGGCAGUCAAG
Papaver somniferum (opium poppy) is the source of this 3998-nucleotide messenger RNA. RefSeq lists its product as uncharacterized. Lineage: Eukaryota; Viridiplantae; Streptophyta; Magnoliopsida; Ranunculales; Papaveraceae. The record is from RefSeq and is a predicted model, not a curated record. The coding region runs from base 1474 to 2871 and encodes 465 amino acids. The transcript is spliced from 2 exons.